Molecule: messenger RNA, 989 nt
Organism: Musa acuminata subsp. malaccensis (wild Malaysian banana)
Lineage: Eukaryota; Viridiplantae; Streptophyta; Magnoliopsida; Zingiberales; Musaceae
Product: transcription factor MYB4
Source: RefSeq, a predicted model, not a curated record
GAGAGAGAGAGAGAGAGAGAGAGAGAGACGAUGGGCAGGGCUCCUUGCUGUGACAAGGUGGGCUUGAAGAAGGGAGCAUGGAGUGCGGAGGAGGACAAGAUUCUGGUCGACUACAUCCAGCAACAUGGCCAUGGAAACUGGCGAGUGAUGCCGAAGAGAGCCGGGCUGUUGCGAUGUGGGAAGAGCUGCAGACUGAGAUGGACCAACUAUCUCAGGCCGGACAUCAAACGAGGAAACUUCACCAAGGAGGAAGAAGAUACCAUCAUUAGCCUGCAUGGGGAGCUUGGGAACAAAUGGUCUGCGAUUGCAGGAAGCUUGCCGGGCCGAACGGACAACGAGAUCAAGAACGUGUGGCACACCCACUUGAAGAAGCGCAUGGAUCCCAAGGAAGCGACGCGUGCGCCCAAGAGGGAGAGGAAGAGGAAGAAGAAACGUGACGCCAAGGACAAGCUGGAACCGGAGCAAGAAAACCAGCGGCCGGACGCAGACGCAGCUCGUCGUAGUCCGAGACGCGAUGACGCAGGGCUCGUCGAAGUGUCACUGGAACAGUCCUACAGCGGCUUCUCGUCCGCCGCCACUGACUCGUCCGUGAUGUCGGGAGACGCUACCGUGGACGCCAAGGACGAGAGCUUCACCUCCAAGGAACUCAAAGAGAUCGACGAGAGCUUUUGGCUGGACGCGUUCGCCGUCGAUGGUUCAUUGCAACUCCCUCCUGCAGCAGUUGCAGACAGUGCGGCCUUCAGCGACGACAUGGAGUUCUGGCUGAAGGUGUUCAUGGAAGCUGAUCAUUUAGAGGACCCGUCGCAGAUGAAUCCCGCGAAUGUCCAUCUGAACUAACAUCGAUUCUUCCGGUGUUGUAGAUUGCUCGAUUGCCAAACGUGUGUAGUGAAAAUAGCCAUUGAAGAUUAGACUUGAUGAAGGAUUGGAAAUAGGAAUAAGACACUGUAAAAUAUUAUGAGAACUGACACUUACCUUCUUAUUGCCACAAA